Juglans microcarpa x Juglans regia is the source of this 2504-nucleotide messenger RNA. Its product is annotated as glyoxysomal fatty acid beta-oxidation multifunctional protein MFP-a-like. Gene Ontology annotation, biological process: fatty acid beta-oxidation. The transcript has 18 exons. Gene Ontology annotation, molecular function: NAD+ binding; (3S)-3-hydroxyacyl-CoA dehydrogenase (NAD+) activity. The record is from RefSeq and is a predicted model, not a curated record. Gene Ontology annotation, cellular component: peroxisome. NCBI's taxonomy places the organism in Eukaryota, Viridiplantae, Streptophyta, Magnoliopsida, Fagales, Juglandaceae. The coding region runs from base 129 to 2309 and encodes 726 amino acids.
CAACUCGGACGCGCCAACUCCCCGCGUUGAAUAAGAAGCCCCAGCAAACCCAUCUGAAAGCUACUCGAAUUCUUCGCCAAGAGAGUGCGAGACGGAGAAGGGGAGACAGAUAGUGAAGCAUUGACAUAAUGGGUAGCGGAGCAAAAGGAAGAACUAUAAUGGAGGUGGGAGCUGACGGGGUGGCUCUUAUAACAAUAAUCAACCCUCCUGUUAAUUCCCUCUCCUUUGAUGUGUUACGCAACUUAAAAGACAGUUAUGAGCAGGCACUAAGAAGGGAUGAUGUGAAAGCAAUCGUCAUUACAGGUGAAAAGGGCAAGUUUUCUGGUGGCUUUGAUAUUGCAGCUUUUGGAGGAACUCAGAGGGGAUUAAGGGAGGGAGAAGAAAAGCCUGGCUAUAUAUCAAUAGAGAUUAUCACUGACACUUUUGAAGCCGCAAGGAAGCCUUCUGUUGCUGCCAUUGAUGGCCUUGCCUUAGGUGGAGGAUUAGAGGUUGCAAUGGCAUGCCAUGCUAGAAUAUCAACACCCACUGCACAAUUAGGGUUGCCUGAACUUCAGCUUGGAAUAAUUCCUGGAUUUGGAGGAACACAACGGCUUCCACGUCUUGUUGGCCUCUCAAAAGCUCUUGAAAUGAUGCUGACGUCUAAGCCAGUCAAAGGGCAGGAAGCCUAUACUUUGGGUCUUGUCGAUGCCAUUGUUUCACCUGAUGAGUUGGUAAAUACUGCACGCCAGUGGGCCUUGGAUAUAUUGGACCAUAGAAGACCAUGGGCUGCUAGUCUUUACAAGACUGACAAGAUAGAGCCCCUUGGAGAAGCAAGGGAAAUAUUUAAGUUUGCAAGAGCUCAGGUCCGGAAACAGGCUCCCAAUCUCAAACAUCCAUUGCUUUGCAUUGAUAUCAUCGAAGAGGGUAUAGUUUCUGGUCCUCGGGCUGGACUUUGGAAGGAGGCUGAAGCUAGUCGAGCGCUUCAGCAUUCUGACACUUCCAAGAGUUUGAUCCAUAUCUUCUUCGCUCAACGCCGAACAUCGAAGGUGCCUGGAGUUACUGAUAUUGGUUUAGUGCCAAGACGAGUAAAUAAGGUUGCCAUUGUUGGUGGAGGGCUAAUGGGCUCUGGCAUAGCAACGGCAUUGAUUCUCCGUAAUUAUCCAGUCAUCCUUAAAGAAGUAAAUGAUAAGUUCUUGCAGGCUGGGAUUGGUAGAGUGAGAGCCAAUUUGCAAAGCCGUGUGAACAAAGGGAAAAUGUCUCAAGAGAAGUUUGAGAAAACCAUCUCUCUUCUCAAAGGUGUUCUUGACUAUGAAAGGUUUAAAGAUGUGGACAUAGUGAUUGAGGCUGUUAUUGAGAAUCUUUCUCUAAAGCAACAAAUUUUUGCUGAUCUUGAAAAGUAUUGCCUACCACAUUGCAUACUUGCAAGUAACACCUCCACAAUUGACUUGAACCUGAUUGGAGAAAAGACAAGAUCCCAAAAUCGGAUUGUUGGAGCUCAUUUCUUUAGCCCAGCUCAUGUCAUGCCACUUCUGGAAAUUGUUCGUACUGAGCAGACAUCUCCCCAAGUGAUUGUUGAUUUGCUAGAUGUUGGUAAAAAGAUUAAUAAGACUCCAGUGGUGGUUGGGAAUUGUGCUGGCUUUGCUGUCAACAGGAUGUUCUUCCCUUAUCCAGAAGCUGCUGUUUUGCUUGUUGAGCAUGGUGCAGAUCCCUAUCGAAUUGAUCGGGCAAGUACCAAGUUUGGAAUGCCAAUGGGACCGUUCAGAUUGGCUGACCUGGUUGGUUUUGGUGUUGCAAUUGCAAGUGGCAUGCAAUAUGCCGAGCAUUUUCCUGAGAGAACUUAUAAAUCAAUGCUUGUUCCACUUAUGCAGGAGGAUAAGAGAGCAGGUGAGACUACCCGCAAAGGGUUCUAUAUAUAUGACAAGAACCGCAAAGCUAGCCCAGAUCCUGAAUUAUAUAAAUAUAUUGAGAAGUCAAGGAGCGUUUCUGGGGUAACCAUUGACCCUAAGGUAGUGAAGUUAUCUGACAACGAAAUUGUGGAGAUGAUAUUCUUCCCUGUGGUGAAUGAGGCCUGUCGAGUACUGGCUGAGGGUAUUGCAGUCAAAGCAGCAGACCUUGACAUAGCUGCUGUUAUGGGCAUGGGUUUCCCACCUUACAGGGGAGGUAUAAUGUUCUGGGCUGAUUCUCUUGGAUCCACUUACAUUUAUUCAAGAUUGGAGGAAUGGUCAAAGAUGUAUGGAGAAUUCUUCAAGCCUUGUGCCUAUUUGGCUGAAAGAGCUUCCAAGGGUGCUCCUCUGAGUUCUCCAGUGGAGCAAGCAACAUCUCGUUUGUAGGAUCGAUUUGCUUAGUACUUGCUUGGUAAAGAAUUUCCUUAUUAUCAUUAUCCUUUUCUGAUCUGCCAAAUAAUGUGUACAAAUAUUUUUGAGUAAUGUUAUAAUGUUACUCUGCAUCUUUGAUUUGUUAUCUUUAGUCAAUCUGACAAAUUUGAGGUUGUUUUUUCGAUCUCAACCACGUAAAAAAAUUACCUA